This is a messenger RNA of Poecilia latipinna (sailfin molly), 1749 nucleotides long. RefSeq names its product tumor necrosis factor receptor superfamily member 14-like. Bases 212 to 994 code for a protein of 260 amino acids. Gene Ontology annotation, molecular function: transmembrane signaling receptor activity; protein binding. Gene Ontology annotation, biological process: defense response to Gram-negative bacterium; positive regulation of peptidyl-tyrosine phosphorylation; immune response. The record is from RefSeq and is a predicted model, not a curated record. The transcript has 10 exons. Gene Ontology annotation, cellular component: membrane; external side of plasma membrane. Lineage: Eukaryota; Metazoa; Chordata; Actinopteri; Cyprinodontiformes; Poeciliidae.
AAAUCUCAAGAAGAAGAAGAAGACGACGACCAACGCUAAGCGAAGGAGCUAAAUGGUGAAUGUCUGACGGUGACGAAUCUUCAACCUGAAACUACACCAAGGGAUGAUCUAAGAUGAAGACUUUCAGCAUUCGGUGUCGCAGUUUGGUUCAUCCUGAAUUUCCAUGAGAUGAUGUUUUCAGCACCAGAGAAGUUUAAUCCUGUCUUUAACAAUGAUCUGUUGGGUGACAAAAUCUAUGCUACUGAUGACUCUGAUGAGAGACUUCAGAGUCGAUUCAAUCACAUGUCAUCUAACUGAGUAUGAGAUAGAGGGUGAAUGCUGUCCUAUGUGUCCUCCUGGCACUCGAGUCAAAACAGACUGUACAGAAUUUAAAAGUACAUCCUGCCAGAAAUGCCCAGAGAGGACUUAUAUGGACCUGCCAAAUAGACUAAAGAGAUGUUAUCCAUGUUCUACCUGUGGUUCAGGAGCUGGUCUGAAGGAAAAGCGAGGAUGUGAAAUAACUGCAGACACAGUUUGUGAACCAAUGGAGGGAUUCUACUGUACAGACUCUACAUCAGAAGGCUGUGUUGUGGCACAGAAACACAGGAGCUGUGAACCAGGACAGUUCAUCAGCAGGAUGGGAACAGCCUCCACAGACACAGAAUGCUCUGAAUGCAUCAGUGGAUCAUUUUCUGAUGGAACAAUGUUGUCAUGUCAGAAUCACACACAGUGUGAAAAAGAAAACCUUCAGCUGAUAAAAGCAGGAACAGCUUCAACUGAUGCUGAAUGUGGAGAAAAAAGUUCCAACAUCACAGGAAUUGUGAUCGGUGUUCUGGUGGUUUUUUUAGUUGCAGCAACAAUUGGUGGUGUUUUUCUCUGGAAAUAUCACAAAAAUACAAAAUCAAUUGUACAAAAGGUUUUAACAGUUGUAGAGGCAAAUCAACGACGGGACAGUACAGGAGGAGCAGAAGAGGAAGUCGCUUUCAAUAUGCCAGUGCAAGAAACCCCAAGAUAAACACCUGGAUGAAAAUCACUGAUCACUGUAGAUGAAAUGAUUCAAGGUCUGAGUUGAACCAAACUAGAUACUGAGUCGUUUAUGCAGUGAUCAGAAAGAACAGCUAAAACUCAAACUCCCUUCUCCACCAUCCAUGGUCGUCACUCUACAUCCAUCACACUGCACAGGAGAAAAAGUUUUAGAACUUGACUGUUUAUUGUCAAAGUAUCAGAUCUGUGACUGUAACCCUGAAUGAUUAGAUUAGGUAAUGGACAAUAACUGGCUUGUACUUGUACAGCGUUUUAUCAAGAUCAGAGGACACCAAAGCACUUCACACUACAGUCAUUCACACACACAAGCUGAUGGUUUCACGUCUGACAGAAGUGAGCCUGCUGUGCAUCAUCACCACCAGGCCCUCUGACCACCAGCAGGCGAGGCAGAUGAACUGUCCUGCCCAAGGACACGACGACAGAGGCAGGUGGAGUCAGGAUAGAACCAGCAACCCGCCGACUGCAGGGCAAAGUCCUGCCAUCAGUAAAUCAAUGACUCCAUGUGAAACGAAACUAAGUCUUUUGUUCAGUUUUAUAAGAAACCUGUAGACUCAGAAUCUCAUCAGUGACUUCAUCCACAAGAACCUGACAUUAAAUUUUAAUAUUGCUAAUAUGUUUUUAGGUCUUCUGAAAACCUUAAAAAGCCUGAACAUCUUUGCUGUUGUGUUUUAUUUACAGAUAAAAAGGCACGAGUGGAUAACUUUGUAUAUAAUACAUUUCCUUUUU